AUGAACAAGGUUGUUGAAGGUGAUGUUUACUUCCAACAGCGUAGGGAUGCAGCUGGAAGGUUAGGCUUAUCACCUCUGCAAAAAUGUACAGCCGCGAUAAGAAUGUUAGCCUACGACAUGGCUGCAGACGCCGUGGAUGAAUACGUUCGAAUCAGUCAGUCAACCGCUCGAGUUGCCCUUCAACGUUUUUGUGCUAGGGUCAUUGAUCAGUUCGGAACCGAGUACCUGCGAAACCCUACAACUGAUGAUUUGGCCCGGAUACUGCAUCAAAAUGAACUGCGUGGUUUUCCAGUGUUCGAUGAGGUUCUGCAUGGUCGAGCUCCUCCGGUAAAUUUUACAGUUAACGACCAUGAAUACAACAUGGCUUAUUACUUAGCCGACGACAUUUAUCCGAAGUGUGCAACUUUUAUUCAGGGUAUCAUAUACCCUCAACUUCAGAAGGAUAAAAUGUUCGCUGACCACCAGGCUGCUGCUCGGAAGGACGUUGAAAGAGCUUUCGGUGUUUUGCAAGCUCGAUUUGCAAUGAUACGAAAACCGUCACUGGCGUACGAUGAGGACAUACUGCGGGACAUAAUGAAAGCAUGUAUCAUUAUGCACAACAUGAUUGUUGAAGAUGAGCGCCACAACUACACUCGAGCCGAAGUUCUAAGAAGCUUCUACGAAGAAGAUCAACAAGAAUUAACACCAGCAUCAGCGUCUACAACGCCACCAUUUGGAUUCAACGUAGGCCGACCUACCAACUUUGACUUUAACUCAUUUCUACAACGAAAAGCUUCCCUCCGUGAUAGAGAAAUUCAUCUAUCUCUGAAACGUGAUUUAGUUGAACAUAUUUGGUUACAAUACGGGCCAAAUAAUUAG
Messenger RNA from Chenopodium quinoa (quinoa), 858 nucleotides. RefSeq lists its product as uncharacterized. The coding region runs from base 1 to 858 and encodes 285 amino acids. The transcript has 2 exons. NCBI's taxonomy places the organism in Eukaryota, Viridiplantae, Streptophyta, Magnoliopsida, Caryophyllales, Amaranthaceae. The record is from RefSeq and is a predicted model, not a curated record.